AUGGCCUGGCAGCCGAGGGCCCUCCAGGGGACAAAGGCUGGGACUCCGAUAGCCAUCCGAGCUUGCUUCCUUGGCUUUGUGUUCGGCUGCGGCAUGUUGCUAAGUUUUAGCCAGUCUUCUUGGAGUCACUUUGGCUGGUAUAUGUGCUCCUUGUCACUAUUCCAUUAUUCUGAAUAUUUGGUCACAGCAGUCAAUAACCCCAAAAGUCUGUCCUUGGAUUCCUUUCUCCUGAAUCACAGUCUGGAGUACACAGUAGCCGCUCUUUCUUCUUGGAUAGAGUUCACACUCGAAAAUAUCUUUUGGCCAGAACUGAAGCAGAUCACCUGGCUCAGUGCCUUGGGGUUGCUGAUGGUGGUCUUUGGAGAAUGUCUGAGGAAAGCGGCCAUGUUCACAGCUGGUUCCAAUUUCAAUCACGUGGUGCAGAAUGAAAAAUCAGAGACUCAUACCCUGGUGACAAGCGGAGUGUAUGCUUGGUUUCGGCAUCCUUCUUACGUCGGGUGGUUUUACUGGAGCAUUGGAACCCAGGUGAUGCUGUGCAACCCCAUCUGUGGCGUUGGCUACGCUCUGACGGUGUGGCGAUUCUUCCGAGAUCGGACAGAAGAAGAGGAGAUCUCAUUAAUUCACUUUUUUGGAGACGAGUACCUGGAGUAUAAGAAGCGGGUGCCCACAGGCCUGCCUUUUAUAAAAGGGGUCAAGGUGGAGCUAUAA
Messenger RNA from Puma concolor (puma), 708 nucleotides. NCBI's taxonomy places the organism in Eukaryota, Metazoa, Chordata, Mammalia, Carnivora, Felidae. The record is from RefSeq and is a predicted model, not a curated record.